Molecule: messenger RNA, 752 nt
Organism: Cucumis melo (muskmelon)
Lineage: Eukaryota; Viridiplantae; Streptophyta; Magnoliopsida; Cucurbitales; Cucurbitaceae
Product: peptide methionine sulfoxide reductase B1, chloroplastic
Exons: 5
Coding region: 1-612 (203 amino acids)
Biological process (GO): response to oxidative stress; protein repair
Cellular component (GO): cytoplasm
Molecular function (GO): peptide-methionine (R)-S-oxide reductase activity
Source: RefSeq, a predicted model, not a curated record
AUGUCGACAAUGGCUGCCAGAAGUUUGAAUUUAUCGAUUCUUCCAACUGGGUUUAUUAGUACUUCAAAAACCCAACAAAGCUUCAACUUUCUUUCUUUUUCUUCUCCUCCAGGUUUCAGAGCAAUCAAAAACAAAAAGCUUUCAUCAUUUUCUACCAGAGUAAUGGGCUCUUCCUCCUCUUCCCAGAAACCAGAUGGCAUCAAAGAGGCUGGCACCGUCGAUUACAAAUCUUUAAGCGAUGAUGAAUGGAAGAAGCGGCUCACGGGAGAGCAGUUUUAUAUUACCCGUCAGAAGGGCACUGAGAGAGCUUUUACUGGUGAGUAUUGGAACACCAAAACGGCAGGGCUAUACCACUGUAUAUGUUGUGACACACCUCUGUUUGAAUCAUCUACUAAAUUUGACAGUGGAACUGGUUGGCCAUCAUAUUACCAACCUAUUGGUGAUAAUGUCAAAUCCAAGCUAGACCUUUCCAUCAUUUUCAUGCCUAGAGAGGAAGUUCUUUGUGCUGUCUGUGAUGCUCAUCUGGGCCAUGUAUUUGACGAUGGACCGCCGCCAACUGGAAAACGUUACUGCAUCAAUAGUGCGGCACUGAAAUUGAAGCCAGAUAAGUGAUGAUGAAGAUAUUACCAUACCUGCCUGCAAAUUAUGUAACUGAAACCCGUACUCAUUACAUGUUUGUGCUUAUAAACUGAGGAUUCUCGAGAGAUGUACACGUUUAUUGGGCUGAAUGAAAAUAAUUGUAUUGGGCUGUA